Miscanthus lutarioriparius is the source of this 564-nucleotide messenger RNA. NCBI's taxonomy places the organism in Eukaryota, Viridiplantae, Streptophyta, Magnoliopsida, Poales, Poaceae. The record is from the annotation of a GenBank genome assembly.
AUGGCAACUGAGUACUACCGAGAGUUAAUAAAGAGGAACCUUAUACAACCUACAAAAGAAUAUUCUCUCACUGGAUACGGGUGCACCGUGCAUGAUGUGGUCCGCACCAUUGCUGAAUAUGUGGCAAGAGAAGAACCACUAGUGGUGAUUGGCAGAGAACAGGCUGCUACCGGUGGUGUUGGUGGCGUGCAAGUAGACGUACUCUUGGGGGACAACCUGACACAUGUGGAGAACAUCCCUUCAGUUGUGGAACUUGACGUGUUUGACUGCCCUGAGCUGAAGAAGAUCACAGCACUCGACAGCAGGUUGCAGAAGAUUAGGAUCGUUCGCUGCACAAAGCUGGAGGUUCUAGAAGGUGUACCAGCACUCGACAGCCUCGUACUGGAGGACUCCACCAUGGACACGCUUCCAGAAUACCUGCAAGCUGUAAACCCAAGGUAUCUCCGAAUGGGACAAGACCAGCCACAUUGGAAGGCGCAACAUUGUCUGCCUCUAAGAUGGCGCGUGUGUUCAGGUAAAUUGCAUUCUUUCACUAUGCCGGAAGUGGGUUUUCAUAUUUAUUAA